UUGGAUUGUCCUGUCUGUACAACUGAAUUAAUGAGACACACAGACGUGCUAACAAACAGUAUAUUGUUACAGCUUGUGCUACAGUCGAUAUGUGGAGCAGCCAUCUUGGAUUUGGAGGUUGCCCAAAUCUCUGACCCCUAAAUCCAGUUAAAGAGUAGUUUCUUUCUCAUUUCUUUCAGUUGUCAGUUCAUCUGUGUCUGUAGCUGCUGUAUUUGUUUCCUUGCUUGGACUCUUAAUUGUUUUACCGUUUUUUUUCUUCUUUUUGGUGUUGACAUAAAGGCACAAACUGAAACAUCCUCCACUUCCUUUUUGACGUCCUCACACCAGCUCCUAUCUCUGCGAAAGCCGAGAGUCUGAGGUUUUAGCAUGUGAAGUAAAGCGCACUGUUCUUACAUAGAGUGUAUAGUACACUGUAAACUGCCAGCAAUCUUGUCCACUAUGGUUACAUGGAAACUGUGGCUCGCUGUACUUCUGACUUCUUGCACUGACAGUGAAGGGAUACAAGAGUAUCUUGAGAAGACCAUUGGUAAAGAACCAGAUGUCACUCCACUAUGCACCAAUAAAACUGGGAACUUUAUCACAUUAAUAAUUUGUAAGAUCAGAACUGAGGUGAACCAGGGAGAAGAGUGUCGUCUGUUGUAUCGAUACGGACAAGACUUUGUACAUGAAUGUGACUCCAGGUUCACACUAGUGAAGGAAAAACACACCAUGUUUCUACACUUGAUCAAUUUAACACCAAAGGAAAGUGGGAAUCACACCUGUGAGUGUACAUAUACUGGUGGAACACACACUCUUCAUCUCAACAUCACUGUGAAAGAAGAUGAAGAUGAAGAUGAUGAAGUCUUGGCCACAGCUACAGAUAUUCCUCUUUCUUAUGUUUAUGUUGGAGUCACUAUAUUCAUCAUAGUAAUUUGCAUCAUCCUGGGAUUUGUCUACACAAAAAGGCGCCAUGAAAGACAAACUGAACCAAUAACCAGUCAACCAAACACGAUACUGCCCAUGGAAGCAGAGGCCAUCGAGCCGUACAGCGUCUUCAUUCAGACGGAGAAUGGACUUUACACAACUGCAAGAAUACACAGUUUAAAAACAAGGACUAAUAAUGUCUCUAACACAUAAAUAAUAAUGAUUUAGAACAUUAUUUUCCAUGUAUUUAAUCAUUUAUGUGAGUUUGAUAUUUUUAAAGGAAGCAAAGUGUAGUGCAAGUAUAAAAUAAAAUGUGUGAAAAUCUGUGAUAGUUUAAUCUUCUUUAUUUCUAUCAGAGUCUGAACUGCUACUCAAACAACAACUGUUAUUUACCUACUGUGAACAGAUUGUGAGUGACGUGAGUGGGCGACGUUGGGCGUUUGAGCCUGUUUUGAAGUUCAAACACGCUUGACCUGACGCUUA
Mugil cephalus (flathead mullet) is the source of this 1386-nucleotide messenger RNA. RefSeq lists its product as uncharacterized. The transcript has 5 exons. The coding region runs from base 439 to 1116 and encodes 225 amino acids. The record is from RefSeq and is a predicted model, not a curated record. Lineage: Eukaryota; Metazoa; Chordata; Actinopteri; Mugiliformes; Mugilidae.